Linum tenue is the source of this 2121-nucleotide messenger RNA. Lineage: Eukaryota; Viridiplantae; Streptophyta; Magnoliopsida; Malpighiales; Linaceae. The record is from the annotation of a GenBank genome assembly.
AUGAAUCCCUCCGCCGCCGUCGACCCACCACUGCUCCAGCCACCGCAACCACCGCAGGCACACCGUCCUUCCACCUCCUGCCCCCGCCACCCGGAGGAAAGCUUCACCGGCUUCUGUCCCUCAUGCCUCUGCGAGCGCCUCGCUGUCCUCGAUCACUCUGCUUCCGCUUCCGCUUCCGCUGCUUCCACUUCCCGCAAACCCCCCCUCGCCACCGCCGCCCUUAGGGCCAUCUUCAAGCCCUCCAACUCCAACUCUUCCGCCGCCGCUGCCCCGAGCUUGAAGCCUUCCUCCUUCUUCCCCGAGCUCCGCCGCACCAAGUCCUUCUCCGCCUCCAAAAACGAAGGGUUCUCCGGCGUCUUCGAGCCCCAGAGGAAAUCUUGUGACGUCAGGGGGCGCAGCACUCUCUGGUCCUUGUUCUCCCAGGACGACGACCGGAACCCAGGCAAAGAAAUCGACCAGCCCAGAGCUUCUACCUCCAGCAUCCGUGCCGCUUCUCUUUUCAAGUCCAGCGAAGACGGCGAAAUCGAAACAGAGAGCGAAGUUCGGCCUGACAUCAAUGCCAGAGUCGCCAUUGACGAGGCCAUUUUGACUGCCAGAAACUCCAACGCCAAGCCAAUUGAAGAAAUAAUCGAGGAAGAGGACGAAGAAGAGGAGGAGGAGGAGGAAGAGGAAGCCAUUGUGGCGAUAGAGCCAGAGCCGGCGGCGGUUCAAGAAGAAGAGGAGGAAAUUUUGAAGCCGAUGAAAGACCAUAUAGAUCUCGACUCCCAAACCAAGAAGCCCUCCUCGGGGAGCUUCUGGUCCGCCGCCUCUGUAUUCAGCAAGAAAUUGCAGAAAUGGAGGCAAAAGCAGAAGAUGAAGAAGCGGCGGAACGGCGGUGGCCCAGGGUCGGCCACAUUGCCGGUGGAGAAGCCCAUUGGGAGGCAGUACAGAGAGACCCAGUCGGAAAUCGCCGACUAUGGCUUCGGCCGUAGAUCGUGCGACACGGAUCCGAGAUUCUCGCUCGAUGCCGGCAGAAUAUCGUUCGACGACCCUCGCUACUCCUUCGACGAGCCCCGCGCCUCGUGGGACGGUUACCUCAUCGGAAGAACUUUCCCCAGAAUGCCCACCAUGCUCUCCGUCGUCGAGGACGCUCCGGUGAACGUGGUACCAAGGUCCGACGCUCAAAUCCCCGUCGAAGACCCCACGCCGCCGGCUGCGGUAACAACAGCCGAAGACGAGACGACGGUGGUUCCCGGUGGGUCGAUCCAGACGAGGGAUUAUUACUCCGAUUCCUCCUCCAGGAGAAGGAAGAGCCUCGACCGCUCCAACUCCAUCAGAAAGACGGCGGCGGCCGUGGUGGCGGAGAUCGACGAGCUGAAAUCCUCUGUUUCUUCCAACUCCAAAGUGUCUCCGGCGACCGUCGAGUCCUGUCCGAAGCUGCCAGCAGCUGCAGUCGUCCCUCCCGACAGGGACUGGAGGGACUCCAACUCCAACUCGCUGCGGGACGAUUGCUCCGUGGAGACGUUCGAUUUGGGUUUCCGAGACAAUGCAUCGGCGGUAGCUUCUUCUGCUAACGGCAAGGCAGGGGUGAACAAGAAGUCGAGGAGGUGGGGGAAAGCUUGGAACAUUUGGGGGUUCAUACACCGGCGAAGUGGGAACAAAGACGAUGACGAAGAUAGUCGUUACAGCAGGGUAAAUGGGGUGGAGAGGUCGUUUUCGGAGUCGUGGCCGGAGCUAAGAGGGGGAAGGAACGGAGAUGCCAGAAUGGGUGCGGGGUUCAACAACCCCAAGCUUUUGAGGAGCAAUAGUAGCCUGAGCUGGAGGCACUCCAACGGGUUCGCCACUGUCGGCGGCGGCGUUGGUGUGGGGUCAUUUGGGAGUGGAAGAAAGAGCAAUGUAGAGACUUGUAGUAAUAAUGGGUUUGGAAUUGGAAGGAAGAAGAGAGAGGAGUUUGUGUUGGAGAGGAAUAGGAGUGCAAGGUAUUCGCCCAGUAGUGUUGACAAUGGUCUGUUGAGGUUCUACUUGACGCCGCUGCGAGGCAGCCGGAGAGCCCCAGCGAGCGGCAGUGGAGGAGGAGGAUGGGGGAAGGCGAAAACGAAUCAAGCACAUUCGAUCGCUAGGAGUGUUCUGCGAUUGUAUUAG